Molecule: messenger RNA, 2514 nt
Organism: Pediculus humanus corporis (human body louse)
Lineage: Eukaryota; Metazoa; Arthropoda; Insecta; Psocodea; Pediculidae
Product: Radixin, putative
Exons: 11
Coding region: 1-2514 (837 amino acids)
Cellular component (GO): cytoskeleton
Molecular function (GO): cytoskeletal protein binding
Source: RefSeq, a predicted model, not a curated record
AUGAGAUGCACAACUAUAGGAGCUGAUUUAUAUGAGCAAGUGUUUUAUUCAUUAAAUUUAAUUGAAAAAGAUUACUUUGGAUUACAAUAUACAGAUGUAAAUCAUGUGAAGCAUUGGCUUGAUCCUACCAAACCAGUUAAAAAACAAGUUAAAAUUGGACCACCUUAUACAUUGCGACUAAAAGUUAAGUUUUACUCAUCGGAACCUAAUAUGCUAAGGGAAGAACUUACAAGGUAUCAAUUUUUUUUGCAAUUAAAAAUUGAUAUCUUUGAAGGGAAAUUAGAAUGUCCUGAUCAAACAGCCAUACAACUUAGUGCCUUAGCCCUUCAGUCCGAGCUUGGAGAUUAUGAAGAAGAAUAUCACACACCUGGAACUGUGAGUGAAUUUCGUUUCGUUCCAAAUCAGACGGAAGAAAUUGAAUUAGCAAUAUUUGAAGAAUACAAAAAAUGUAAAGGCUUGACUCCUGCUCAGGCUGAAAUGAAUUAUUUAAAUAAAGUUAAAUGGUUGGAAAUGUAUGGAGUUGACAUGCACACAGUUCUUGGAAAGGAUGGAUGCGAAUAUAGUUUGGGGUUAACACCAACUGGAAUAUUAGUGUUUGAAGGCAUUCAAAAAAUCGGAUUAUUUUUUUGGCCAAAAAUUGGUAAAUUAGAUUUUAAAAAGAAAAAAUUGACAUUGAUUGUGGUGGAAGAUGAUGAUCAGGGGAAAGAACAAGAGCAUACGUUUGUUUUUAGAUUGCAUAAUGAAAAAGCCUGCAAACACUUGUGGAAAUGUGCCGUUGAACAUCAUGCAUUUUUCCGUUUGAAUGCACCAGUAAAAGGUCCAAACGCUAGACAAAAUUUCUUCCGAAUGGGUUCCAGAUUUAGAUAUAGCGGUAAAACAGAAUAUCAAACAACUCAGCAAAACCGAGCCAGAAGAACGGUGCAGUUUGAAAGAAAACCCUCGCAAAGGUAUGCCAGACGACAGUCACACAUUCUUAGAGAAAAACAAAAAAAUAAAUCUACGGAUAGUAAUGAUAAAAUGGAAGAUAAUAAAAUGUCUUUGAAUUCGGAAUGCACUUCGGAAACGGAAACGACUCAAAAAUCUGGCAGCAUAAAAAGUGACGAUUCGACCAUUUCUGGAGGAUUAAGUGAUACCGGAGGAAAGUUAAAAGAAAUAAAAUUGAAAACGUCAAAAAAUAUCGAAAAAGACAUUAGUUCGAUAGAAAAUUUUGGCGAAUCGCUGAGUAAAAAUUGCGACCUGGAUUCUCAGGAGAGUUUUAAAAAGGAAAAAAACGUAAACAAGUACAAAAGUGAUUUGUUCGAUGCCAACGAUCCAAAGGAUAGAUUAGAUACUUUGUUAAAAUCUUUGGAAAAAACAAAUAAAGAUAAUUUAAAUGAUAAUACAAAAAAAGAAGAUUUUGAAAAAAUAUCGAUUUGUUCUUCUGAAUCGUCGGUAAAUUUGAACAAUCAAAUAACGAAUUUAAAAAUUGGAGGAUCGACCAUACGUCCUAUACCUGCGGAUCAAUUAAAAUGCAAUUUACUUAAAGAAAAAAUUAGUAGCAAUGAUAAAAAAUUGCCUCUUAAACCUGAUAUAAGCAAAGCAACCUUCAUAUCCGUCGGCGGGGAUAAAUUAACACUUGCUUUGGGCGGUCCCAACAGUGCUUCUGCUACGUUCAUACCUGAUUUUAAACCAUCUUCGAACGCGGAAAUAUCGGAAUUUGGUAAAAAAGACGAGGAUAAAAAUAGUAAAGAAAGAUGCACGACUCCCGUCACGGUCACACAUUUUUCUCUAAACGAUAAAAAUGAAAUGAUCGAACGUAUAGUUUUACCCAAAACGAAUUCCUCAUCCGAAGAAAAAUCAAUUAAUGUUAAAAAUGGCGAUAGAGAAAAAAAGGAAAACGACGGAGGCGGCGACAAUAUUUCCGAUUUAUUUAUUUCAGAGUCUUCCAAUUUAGAUUUGAGAUAUUCGUUGAAAGAGAAAAACAUUGUGUCCGCGACGGAACAAAGUGAUUUUACACGAAUUAAAGAUAAUAAAUCUUCUUCGAACGGUUACACCACCACCACCAACAACAACAACAACAAUCCUUUUUCUAAUCCCUUUAAAACGGAGACAUUUUCAAAAAGUAUUUCUUCGAAUCCUUUUCAAAACGAAUCGAAAAUCACCGGAGGAAAUCCAUUUUUGGAUUCUCUUAAUCCUUUCGUCGGAAAUCAAACAAACAAAGAUGCAUUGUCGAGUCUCAAUGAAGAUGUUAAAAAUCAAAUGGAAAUACUUAGCAAAGACAUAACGAAAAAGGAUUCGAGCGUGAAUGCAACCAACGAAAAUGUUGAUAAAACGAUAAAAAAUAACGACGUUUCACAAAAUUCACAAUCGAUAACGCCAUCGAAAAAAAAUUCACCGACGAAUCUUAACCAAUUAUCCCCUUGGUUGGUCGCAAGCGAUACCGUUCCUCCCGUAUCAUCAUCAACUGUGAAAAAUAAAACCGACACAACCGGAAAUGCAAUCAUACGAAAGACUGUUCUCACGACCCAAUUAUGA